UGGGUUACAGGGCUGGCUCAGUGCAGCGCUGCCAUGCGAGCCCUCGCAUCUUUCCUCGCCCUGCGCUGCGCCGCGCCGCCGCGCAGGGUGCUCCUGCGAGCGCUGACGAGUGACGGCGAGAACGUGCACGCGGCCUGGACGAAGGAGGACGACUGGAAGCUCUGGCAGCAUCGCGACGACGCUGACGUCGCGGAGCUCCUGGGCCGCAAGGCCGGUGGCGUCGCGGCGCGGCUGAAAAAGCUCGAGGACCCGGCGUCGACGGCGGCGAAGCGGCUCUUCGGGGAAGUGGAGGCGGAGGAGACGAUCGACAUGGAAGACUACCUCGCGCUGGACGACGACGCGCUGCUGCGCCAGUGCCGAAUUGAUUACAGGCGAGACUCCGGGCCCGGCGGCCAGAAACGCAAUAAAGUGGAGUCCGCCGUGCGGCUGACGCACACGACGAGCGGCGUCGUGGCGAACGCCAUGGAAGACCGGUCGCAGCACGUCAACAAGCGCCGGGCGCUGCGGCGGCUGCGGACGAACAUCGCACAUAAUGUAAGGAGGCCCGUCGAUCUGGAUGAGCCCUUCGAUAAUGAUGAUGCGUGCGCGGGCCUGCUGCCGUGGACGUCCGCUCAAAGAAUAGGCGCAAAGAGCGCGCUGCGGCCGAGAGCCGAGCAGGCGCUGCUCGACGUCCUCGAGGCUUGUAACGGUUCGAUCGGCGACGCCGCUACUUAUCUGGGCGGCUCGACGGGGCAGCUGUCGAAAGUCCUUACAAAAGACACGCGUCUCAAGGACGCGGCGAACGCGAUCAGAAGAAACUUCGACCUCGGGCCGCUACGCUCACGAAAAUAA
Molecule: messenger RNA, 831 nt
Organism: Pelagomonas calceolata
Lineage: Eukaryota; Pelagophyceae; Pelagomonadales; Pelagomonadaceae
Source: the annotation of a GenBank genome assembly